This is a messenger RNA of Meloidogyne enterolobii, 744 nucleotides long. The record is from the annotation of a GenBank genome assembly. Lineage: Eukaryota; Metazoa; Nematoda; Chromadorea; Rhabditida; Meloidogynidae.
AUGUCAUUAAUUUUCGAAUCCCCACCUUUAUUGGAUGAACGACAAAGCACAAAAUUAUUUAAUUAUUUAUUUAUUCUUUCCCAAUGUUUUGGAAUUUUGGCAGUUUUUGGUGUUGCUAUAUGGAUGGGGGCUUUUGAAGAUGGAGGGUUUUCUUGGAGUGAAAACCCUUCAAAACAAUUUCAUUAUCACCCAACGUUACUUCAUUUAUCAACACAUUCUGUUGCUCUUUUAUUAGUUUUAAUUGCCCUAAAGGCUGUUUGGGAUUCUCAUGAUUUACAUAAAAACAGCCAAGGCGAGGAUGACCCUUUACCCAAUCUAGUUUCUCUUCAUUCCUGGAUUGGAAUAUCUUCUGUUAUUUUUUAUUUUCUUCAGGUAUACUUUCUACCUCUCUAUUUCUAUUUAAUUUUUAAAAAGUUUGGUGCCGGUUUUCUUUCAUUUUUCUGGCCAGGACUUUCUCAAGAUUUUCGCAGAGCAAUUUUACCUUUUCACCAAUUGGGGGGACUUUUAAUUUUGUUUGCUUGCACAGUUACAGCUUUAUUGGGGAUUUCUGAAUAUGCUGCUUGGCAUCAUGGUUGUUGGACUGUCGGGAAAGAACUUUGUGGACGUCAAUUACUUUCUAAUUUAUUGGGAUUUUCUUUAAUUGGGUUUUCUGCUUGUGUAUUUUUAUUAAUAGCAAAUCCACGUUGGAAACGAAGGCCGUUACCCGAAGAGGAAUGUUUAAAUUCUUUGGUAGAUGAAGAAUAA